Hypanus sabinus (Atlantic stingray) is the source of this 3256-nucleotide messenger RNA. RefSeq names its product integrator complex subunit 5 (gene ints5). The record is from RefSeq and is a predicted model, not a curated record. Gene Ontology annotation, cellular component: integrator complex. Gene Ontology annotation, biological process: snRNA 3'-end processing. Lineage: Eukaryota; Metazoa; Chordata; Chondrichthyes; Myliobatiformes; Dasyatidae.
GUAUUAAGUGUAUUUAAUGACUUCGGCUGUUGUGUGGGGAAUGUUCACCGCGCGGGUUGGUCGGGGUGGGUGGCAUGAGCCGGUGCUCUGGGGCGGAACCAGCGUCGAGCGCCUCGGUGCUCCAGUCGGGGCUUUACAAAGUGUAACACCGUGUACGGCGUCCGGCCUCCCGCCGUGCCAUCGGAGGGAGAGCUCCGCCGACCGAGCCGCGGCCCUCCGCCGUCUGCGACUCGCCCGCCGCUCCGCCGGGAGCACGAUGGCGACCGCGGCCAUGGAGGGAAGCGCCAACUCCCGAGUGGGCAUCAGUUCCCAGGAGCUCCUGCAGGAGGUGAAGGCAUUCCUCAGCGGCACGGACCCGGUUCAGGGCCACAAGCUGACAGUGAAGGAGCACGCGCGCUGCGGGAUCCUGUUGCUGCGGAACCUGCCCCCGGCGCGGGCGGCCGUGCUCGAGCACCUGCGGACCGUCUUCGAUGAGUCGGUGGCCGGCUACAUCCUGGCGCUGGAGCGGGAGGGGAGCUCGGCGGGGGCGCUGGCCGGCCCGGGGCUGGACGACGUGACGCAGGAGAUCCAGGGCGUGCUGUCCGAGUUCGUCCGCUCCAACCCCGCCUCCUGGGCGCCCCUGGUCUCGGGCUGGUCCAUCGACCUGAUGGGGCAGCUGAGCAGCAAGUACUCGGGCCGGCACAGGGUGCCGCACGCCAGCAGCCUGAACGAGCUGCUACAGCUCUGGAUGUCCUGCAAGGCCACCAGGGCCCUGAUGGAGAUCUACGUGCAGUGCCUGUCCUCCAUGAUCAGCAGCUGCCCCGACGCCUGCGUGGACGCGCUCCUCGACACCUCGGUCCAGCACUCGCCCCACUUCGACUGGGUGGUGGCCCACAUCGGCUCCUCCUUCCCCAACACCAUCAUCAGCCGCGUGCUGUCCUGCGGUCUGAAGGACUUCUGCCUCCACGGGGGCCCCUCGCCGGCCGACCCCCUCCUGCUGCCCCCCUCCGCCGCCGACCAGCGCGUGCCCAAGAUCGCCUCGGUGGUGGGCAUCCUGGGGCACCUGGCCACCCGGCACGCCGACAGCAUCAAGCAGGAGCUGCUGCUGAUGUUCCACGGGAGCCUGGGGCCCGGCCGGGAGCCGCCGGCCCCCCACCGCGAGGCCACCGUCCCCUUCCUGCUCCAGCUGGCGGCCAUGUCGCCGGCCCUGCUGGGGGCCGUCUCGGCCGAGCUGGUGGAGUCGCUGAAGCCGCCGGUGCUGGAGCAGCUGCACCAGCGCUUCGCCGGGCUGGCCCGCGAGGAGGCUGACAACCUGCUGGGGCUGCUGGUGCACCUGGUGUGCCAGAGCGGGGCCGGCGCCCACCGCGUGCUGGGCUUCCUGCUGGAGACGGCGGCCCCCGCCUCCGUCAUCACGGCGCCGGGCCUGGCCGUCCGCGACAGCGUCCGCGAGGCCUGCCAGCGCGUGGUCCAGCUCCUGCUGCUCCACCUGCAGCGGCUGGUGUACGGCCGGGCCCCGGGCCCCGGGGCCGAGGGCCAGCCGCGGCCCGUGCCCUUCCUGGACGGGCUGAAGGACCGGCUGCCCGAGCUGUGCCGCCGGGCGCUGCGGCCCGAGUGCAAGCGGCACCCCUGGCCCCACCAGCUGCUGGGCCUGCUGGCCGUCUACUGCGGCCCCGGCUGGGCGGCCGAGGCCCUGUGUGAGCUGCUGGCCCUGGCUUCCCGCCCGGAGGAGCUGGCCCUGGCCGCCCAGCUCAGCUCGGCCCUCUCCUCCUCGGUGCCGGGCCUGGUCCCGGACACCGCCGGCCGCUGCGUGGCGCGCCUGCACUCCCAGGCCCCGGCCGCCGAGUGCCGGCGUCUGCUGCUGAACCUCGCCUCCCUGGCGAGGGCCGAGGAGGAGGAGGAGGGGGCGGAGGAGGCAGAGGGGGGCGGAGGGGGGGCAGGCGGCCUCGCCCGGGCCCUCGCCGGCCAUGCCCCGCAGCUGGGCCGCCUCCUGCUGCCGGCCCGGACGGCGGGGGCUGGCGUCGCAGAGGGGGCCGCCCGGCUGCUGGCCGCCCUGCCCCUGCCCCCAUCGCCCUCCGGCCUGGGGCCAGCCCAGCUCUCGGGCCUGGUGCGGGCUGCCUCCUCCCGCUUCUUCCUGGGGCUCCGGCAGGGCCGGGGUGAUCGGGCGCCGGCCGGGGAGCUGCUGGCCCGCUUGGCCUCCUCAUCGCCGGCCGCCCAGCGCGCCGUUCUGCGCCAGCUGGUGGCCUCGGCCCUGCACCCGGCCAACGGCACCCUAUUCGGCAGCCAGCCUGCGAGUCCCGGCCCCACCCCCUCCCCGCCAGGCCCCAACGACUCCCUGCUGGGGGCCAACCGCGAGCUCGGAGCCGCCGUCGGCUUCGGCGGCGUCUGGGCCGUCUCCCACGCCGGGGUGAUCGGCCGCGGCUUGAAGCCGCCCCCUGGCCCGGGGGCCCUGCCCCAGGGCGAGGCCCAGGCCAACGCCUACCGGCUGCUGGCCCUGACCGUCCGCUGCGCCUGCGGCGAGACCCCGGGGCGGGUGAGCGCAGAGGCCGCCCAGGCCGUGGCCCUGGCCCUGGUCGAGGGCCUGUGCCCCGACGUGACGGCCAGCGAGCUGGCCUGGCCCCCGGAGGAGCAGGCCCGGGGCACGGUGGAGCGGGACCUGCAGAUCCGGAAUCGCUUCCAGGAGAGCCCGCUGCUCUUCGGCUUCCUGCGGCUGGUGGCGCUGGGCCCGCCGGCCCUCUGCCACUGCUCCGUGCUGCUGCGGGCCCUGCUGGCCACGCUGGUGGCCCACUGGGAGGCCUCGCGUCACGCCAGCGCCACCGCCUCGGCCUGGCCCCUGCACGCCUCCCGCGAGCUGCUGGACUGCAUGGCGGAGGGGCAGUUGCUCCCACCGGAGCUGGGCUGCAUGCACGAGGUCUUCCACCUGCUGGUGCCCUUCGAGGUGCGCCUCCUGCUCCUCGGCGUCUGGGCCUACCUGCGGGCCAACGGGCCGCUGCCCCAGAAGUUCAGCUUCGACGCCGAAACGGGCUGCUUCUACCGCGAGUUCCCCCGGGACGCCGACCUGGACCGCUGCCUCGGCCUGCUGCACAGCGUCCUGCACAAGAACAUCGACCGGCUGGGCCACCUCUACGGCCACUUCCAGCUCUGACCGCUUUACAACUCCCGAUCCAUUUCCUCUGUCCCGCAUUCAUCUACCCUCUCGUACCACGAUAUUCUCCCCAUCCAACGAAAUUCCCCCAUCCCUGUCCCACACCAUUCCCUUUCCCCCGUUCCCACACCAUUC